Fonsecaea erecta is the source of this 450-nucleotide messenger RNA. RefSeq lists its product as hypothetical. NCBI's taxonomy places the organism in Eukaryota, Fungi, Ascomycota, Eurotiomycetes, Chaetothyriales, Herpotrichiellaceae. The record is from RefSeq and is a predicted model, not a curated record. The transcript is spliced from 3 exons. Bases 1 to 450 code for a protein of 149 amino acids.
AUGCUUGCGAGACUCGAUAAUUGCCCAGCAGCCGGUGGUGGUGGUGGUCCUGUGUUAUGUGACGGCCGAUAUAGGUCUCCUGGCACGGGACCGGCGCGACUUCCGACCACGGGGAUUAUUGCGGCUCUGCAGCCUAGGUUUGGCCGUCUGCUCGUUCACAAAGCGUUGGAAAGCGUCAAAGAGACCUUGGCCGGUGGCUACUGCCCAUCGGGCACCCAGUCGCAUUUGCUCAUUGCGGCAAACACGACCUACCAAAUGAUAAUCACAAUGAACGACGUGGCCAUACAGCCAGCGUGCGCCGUCCAGGCUGCUUCGCAAAAGCUCAUAAGCCUCCGAAACCUCAACCUCCCCCAAAGCCGUCAGGAGAACCACCGAUACCCGGAGUAUCGUAAACUCCUGGGGCGAUUCAGCAUGACCUUGCUCACCACGGCCGAGACGAAGGAGGUAUAA